AUGCGUGUCUUUUCAACGUUGGCCAUUACGGCCAUAAGCCUGUUCGGCGUUUCUAGUGCUCAGAAUACACCUGACUGGCAAUCAACUCCUUUCAACCCCCCUGCUAUCCCACUUGCUACCCUUGGGUGGGCCGGAUACAUUCGAGUUGACGGCAAAGUCUAUACUUUCCUUGGUGCACCCAAUGUUGCUGGUGCGACCCUAGCUACUCAAAAGAAGAUGCAGUUCACUGCUACCAAAUCUACAUUUGUACUCGCCGCUGGGCCAGUUGACCUUACUGUUCAGUUCUUGUCUCCAGUCGAACCUACCGAUUAUCUCCGACAAUCACUCCCGUUCAGUUACAUGACCUUGAGUGCCAAGUCGACCGACGGCGCAUCUCACUCAGUUCAGUAUUAUACGGAUAUUUCAGCAGAAUGGACCUCUGGGGAUAACGGACUACCAGUCAAAUGGUCGACCAGCAAGCUCACCGGCAACGGCAAUCCUAUCAUCCAUCAGGUAUCACUUCAGAACCCCGUCCGUUAUGCGGAAAUCAACGACCAUACCCAGUAUGGAACUGCUUAUUAUGCGACCAAUCAGGUCGGCAACCUCACAUACGCAACUGGAGAGGACCGCACAUUGCGCACGGCCUUUGUUACAAAGGGUGUACUGGACAACUCGCAAGACACGCAGUUCCGCGCUAUCAACGAUCGCUGGCCUGUGUUUGCUUUUGCGCGGGACAUUGGAUCUAUCACCGAUUCUACCAAGAAUCCCGUUGUCUUCGCUGUUGGUCAUGUCCGCGAUCCUUUGGUUCAAUAUAUCAUUGCUGGAAAUCAGCAACAGGAGAGGCACCCAUAUUGGCUUAGCAAGUAUGCGAAUGCCAACGAUGCUCUCUCGGCAUUCCUAUCCGAUAGCGAGUACCAACACUCCCUGACCGCUGCCUCCGCACUUGACACCAAGAUUUUCAACGAUGCAACUCCUAUCCAUGCCGAUUACACUUCUAUUGUCCAGUUGUCUACGCGCCAAGCCUUUGCUGCGGUUGAAAUCACCCUUAGUAAGACGUCCAGUGGAUCUUACAAUACCAGUGAUGUCAAGAUCUUUAUGAAGGAAAUUUCUUCCAACGGAAACAUGAAUACCGUUGAUGUGAUUUUCCCUGCAUGGCCUGCGUACUUGUAUCUUAACCCAGAUUUUGGCCGGCGCCUCCUUGAGCCUCUUUUCCAAUACCAACAAACUGGCCAAUACCCCAACAAGUGGAGCAUCCACGAUCUCGGCGCGCAUUAUCCCAACGCGACUGGACACAACGAUGGUGGUGAUGAACCCAUGCCUGUCGAGGAAUGUCUUAGUCAAAACCUUGUUUACAGAUUAUCGACGGACGAUUUUGCGGGUCACCUCGUUAAUCAAACUAAUCUGGCCAUCAAAGGCAUCAUCGGCAUUCAGGCGAUGGGUGAGAUUGCCAACGUUCUUGGAAAAUCCGACGACGCCAAGAAAUACAAGGACAUUGCCGCAUCCUACGUUCCUCAGUGGCAGAAGUUUGCUCAUUCCAACGAGGGACACUUGACUCUCAACUACGGAAACGCUAGCUCCUGGUUCAAUUUGUUCCCUAAGAGUGUGUAUGAUAUGCAAACCGGUUGGUAUGGUGAAAUGGGUGCUCAAUAUGGAGUUGCCCUCGAUAGCCGUCAUCCGUACACCAAGUCAGAUUGGGAGAUUUACACUGCGGGAACCGUUACUGACAAGGGAACUCGCGACAUGUUCAUCGCCCGCUUGAGGGACUAUCUUGCAAACGGCAAGAAUAAUGCACCGUUCUCCGAUUGGUACGAUGCGAUCUGGGGUACCGUUGUCGGGUUCCGUGCUCGUCCUGUUGCCGGUGGUCACUUUGCAUUACUUGUGCUUCCAAAGUAA
Rhizoctonia solani is the source of this 1872-nucleotide messenger RNA. RefSeq names its product glutaminase GtaA. Lineage: Eukaryota; Fungi; Basidiomycota; Agaricomycetes; Cantharellales; Ceratobasidiaceae. The transcript is spliced from 15 exons. Bases 1 to 1872 code for a protein of 623 amino acids. The record is from RefSeq and is a predicted model, not a curated record.